Lasiodiplodia theobromae is the source of this 1215-nucleotide messenger RNA. Its product is annotated as Molybdopterin cofactor sulfurase. The record is from RefSeq and is a predicted model, not a curated record. The transcript has a single exon. Gene Ontology annotation, molecular function: catalytic activity; molybdenum ion binding; pyridoxal phosphate binding. The coding region runs from base 1 to 1215 and encodes 404 amino acids. NCBI's taxonomy places the organism in Eukaryota, Fungi, Ascomycota, Dothideomycetes, Botryosphaeriales, Botryosphaeriaceae.
AUGGCGGACCAAUACGAUCCCCAAUCGGACUCAUCAAUACGCAUCAAGGCAAUCUACAUUCAUCCCGUCAAGUCCUGCGGGCCUAUCGAGCUAGAUCGCGCUUUGCUCACCAAGGCCGGCUUCAUGUACGAUAGAUGUUUCGCAAUUGCAACGGAAAGCGCCAGAGUCGACGCGGGAUUGGAAUGGCGAUUCAUCAGCCAGCGCACCAAGCCACAGAUGUCCCAGAUCAAGACGGAGCUAUGGCUCCCAAAGAAAGACAGCAACCCGCACGACCCCCUCGUCCAGGCAGGCGGAUGUCUCGUCCUGACAUUCCCCGACCCAGAACCUCCCACCUGGAUCAACCGGCUCGACGCACUCCUCCACACAUGGACCCCAUCCACACAACCACAAGUCUCCUUCACCGUCCCCCUCCAGCCCACCCCCACCCAGCUCCACGCCUUCAACAUCCACCAAAAGGCCUUCGCCAUCCACUCCCGCACCGCGCACGGCCUAGACCUCAGCCCCAUCCCCUCCGUCGCCGCCGCGCUGCCGCAACUCAAGCAGUUCCUCGGCCUUCCCCAACGCCAACCCCUCACGCUCCUCCGCUGCACGCCAGCCACCCUCGUCCGCACCAAGACGGACCUCGCGCCGCUCGCGCACAUCGGCUCGCCCUCCCUCCACGGCUACACCGACCAGCAGCCCCUCAACAUCAACAGCCUGUCCUCCGUGCACGCCGUCUCCGCUCUGCUGCCGCCGGAAAACAGGCCGCUCAACGCGCUGCGCUUCCGCGCGAACGUCUGGAUCGCUGGCGCGCCCGCGUACGACGAGGAGACGUGGAAGAGGUUCCGCGUCAGGCCGAGGAGGAGCAGUGGGGGUGGUGUGGAGGAACAGCAGCAGCGCGUGGCGGCGACGAUAUGUGUGGUGUGCCGGACGUCGCGGUGCACGAUGCCGAAUGUGGAUCCGGAGAGGGGCACGUUUGAUGCGGAUGCGCCGCUGCCGGGGAGGAAGAGGGGCAGGCCGCAGCCGAGCGCGACGCUGGUGGAGUAUCGGAUGGUGGAGACGGGGAAUGGGGCGGCGCUGGGGUUUCUGGGGAUGCAUUGCGUGCCGGAGGAUCGGAGCUUGGAGGAGGCGGGGGAGGAGCGGGGGGGAGGGGGGUUGUGGGUGGCGGUUGGUGACGAGGUUGAGGUGCUUGAGCGGGGGGUGCAUCUCACUGGGUCGACGGCUAAUGAGUACUGA